GAAGAAUCUCAUCACGAAAACAAACGAAACGCCAUUCAACGUCCGAUACUAAUCAACACCAAGACUCCGUCCGUCUACUCCUUGACACUUGAAUCCCACGAGCAAGCGUCUCAACUACCCGACGCCCACCCCGGAACAAAAACAAAAUGACCACCCCACAACCCCCCACUACCCCAGAUCAGCAACAACAACAACAGCAAGCCACCCUCCAAAGCCAACGGGAAGCCGACUACCAGCGCUUCAAGACCUACGCUGCCUGGACUUUCCUGGUUGCUUCUCCGAUCCUCAUCGCCCUCCCGCCGCGCAAGCUCGACAACCUGACCGUCCUCCAGCUUAGCGCCUUCUCGAUCUCGGCCAACCACCUCACGCGCGAGCGCACCGGCCGCAGCAUCGUCGACCGCCUCGAGGACAAGAUCUCCUCCGGCCGGAGCCACCCCCUGGCCUCGCUGGGGAAUGGGCUCCCCAGCGAGCGCGCGCUGGAGAUCCAGGCCCGGCUGAAGGCGGACCGUGAGCGGCAGAUCGAGGAGGCCAAGGGGGAGGAGCUGGCCAAGCUGAAGGCCCGCGAGGAGUUUGACAAGCCCGUGCUGCAGCGGGUGUGGAUGGGUGGGGAGACCGAGGGGUGGAAGGAGCGGCGUCUGCGCGAGGAGCAGAAGGCCCUCGACGAGGGGAAGGGGUAUGGGGAUUUGAUUCGGGACCAUAUCUGGGAUGUUUGGACUUGGGGGAAGGGAGAUGGAGAGGAAAAGGGGGGAAAGAAUUGAGUAUACUUUGAUGAUAAGAUUACGGAUGGGUGAUAUGAGGGAGGAUGUUGCUGGAGAGGUUGCUGGUGGUGAUGGAUCGUGAUGAUAUCUCUACUUUUCUUUGUUUUCGGGAGUGGUGAGGUGUAUUCUAUGUGCUGUAUGUUUGGCGUUGGGGUUCAUAAAAGGCUAUGGUUUUGGUUUUGGUGUGAUGUAUAUUAGUUUGCUGUGGUGAAGGCUGGGGUCUGAGAAUGAGCAUCUGAGUCUCCUUUCUUUUUGAUUUGGAUGCCAUCUGCGAGUUUUGAAUCUGCUACGGAUUCUCAAGUACCUGUUGGGGACGCUGGAAUCAUAGUGGCUGCAUAGUAUGCUGCUUGUUAAGAAUUGCAUAGAGUAAAGCCCAGGACCUGA
Messenger RNA from Aspergillus uvarum CBS 121591, 1142 nucleotides. RefSeq lists its product as uncharacterized. The record is from RefSeq and is a predicted model, not a curated record. The coding region runs from base 147 to 758 and encodes 203 amino acids. Lineage: Eukaryota; Fungi; Ascomycota; Eurotiomycetes; Eurotiales; Aspergillaceae. The transcript has a single exon.